AAAGAUACUCAUCAGACCAUCCUACAUUGCACAUCGCUGGCUGAUCGCACUUUAACAGUGCGUGGGGAUGGAAUCGUAUUUUUCCUUUCAACACCGGAAGUGAGAAAGGAAUCAAGCACAUACAGAGACAGGGCAUGGAGGCGGAAAGGAGCGAGCACACUGCCGAAGGGGAAGUGCAAUGGCGCCCCGUUUCUCUCACAUUUGUCGAAUACCCGGAAGGUGACAUCAUUGGGAAAGCCUUAGCCUACAUCAGCCUUGCACCUGUCAUCAUUUUAGUUGGAUUUGCAACACUCAUUCUCUUCAGAAGGGAGUUACACACUAUGACUUUUUUUUGCGGACUGUUGUUUAACGAGAUGGUCAACUGGAUUACAAAACAUAUCAUCAAAGAACCUCGACCACCCAGGGGUAAUCAAGAGAUGUUGUUCUCAGAGUACGGCAUGCCUUCAAGUCAUUCCCAAUUUAUGUGGUUCUUUGCAGUCUAUAUAGUGCUCUUUAUUUACAUCAGACUAGGACUCCAGCAGCAUAGCUCUGCUAGUCUUAUAGAGUUAGCCUGGAAGCAUUGUCUAGCCAUAGGAACUACAUUUUUAGCGCUGAUUGUUAGUUUUAGCAGGGUGUAUCUUGCUUACCACACUGUACGACAGGUGAUAUGUGGAGCCUUACUUGGGACCAUCCUGGCCGUGCCUUGGUUUGCCUUUAAUGAGGUUUUCCUGACCCCUCUUUAUCCUCGCGUGGUUUCCUGGCGAGUUGCUGAGAUCCUGUUGGUGCGAGAUUCCACCCUCAUUCCCAACGUCUUGUGGUUUGAGUACACCAACGCCAGAACAGAAGCCAGAACUAGACAACGGAAGCAAGGCUGUGGCAACAAGAUGUCAUGACUACAUGUGCGCCAGAUGAUACGGGAGGAGUUAAGAGACAGAUGCCAGCAUUCAUGAUCGUCGCUAACCCAGCCGACCCUUCAGCCAAGGGAGGGCGCCCUCUAGAAGCUAACUGGCAUGUGCGGUAAGCAUGCCCUAUCUGCCAUUAUUAUUCAACUUCUUCGUGCGCUUAUUAAGAUGGAGACGCAAUCAACAGCUGACUUUGUUUAAAUUGACCAAUUUAUCUUGUUUUUUUGAUAAACAACUUUCGUAUAUUUCCUAAAGGGCUUAACUAGGAAUUUUUCUUGAAAUUUGACCACUUUUUGUGUGCAUUUUUAAAAUAAAUAUCUGUUUUUGGAUUGGCACAGUGCACAAAGAACAAAGUUACUGAUUUAGUGUUGUUCAACACAUAUAUCAAUUGUUUGAAAACAAAUUAAGAUUAUUCUAUAAUUGGCAAGCUGCCGACUUAAACACCGACCGCACGAACCGAAGAUUUGUGUAAACGAUAUCCACGCAAAUCUUAAAAGUAUUUUUCUUCAAAGUGCCAUGUUGUUGACAAUGUAAUUGAAAAGGUAAUAAAUUUUUUUUGUAAUUUUGAGCUUAUCACUAUAUCUGUUACACAUUCCCUAAGAGAAAGAUUCUAGAGGUUGUCUUGCAUAAAUGCUGCAUGUAAAUGAGUAACUUGCAGACGCACAGAAUAUCCAGCGAGGUGUUUGUUUCUAUUCUUUAUAAUCAUUAAUUUUGUAAAAACUGUUUCAAUUGGUUUAAUGUUCUGUUUCUCAACAUCUCUUUGUCUCAAACAAAAAAUGUUGAUAAUUUUCAUGAAGGAAACGAUGAAUUACACCAUUACCAAUUAUCCUAUCCAAUUUAAUUGAAUAAUUUGUGCUACCCCCCCCCCCCCCCCCCCCAGUAAAAAAAUUAAAAAUCUUAGGGAAGUUUAUCAGUUUUUUCUGUCAUUUUUGAGAAACCAAGUUUUGAUCAGUGUAACCAUUAAUUGGAAAGUUUUAGUUUUUGACUUAAUUGAACAGAACAAACAUGACAGUUUUUUUUUGAAAGAAUUUUCACAAAGACUUUCUUGAGAAAAUAAAUUCCACUUAAGCACUGCCUGGCUAAGAAAGGGUAAAAUUUCACUGUGUUAAAGAAAAGAAAGAAGUAUGUUAUUUACGCAAAGACACUAGCACGCAAACUGUGUUGAAACAAGAGUCCAAAAGCAUUUCAAUUUUAGAACAAGUAAAUAUAUUGGACUCAGAUGGCAUUAAGUUGACUUCUGCAGGCAUUUAGAACAAAACAUUUCAUCUUAGGUUGUUUUUGUCUCCUUUUUGCCAAAAUGUCACAAAAUUGUAAAGAAAUAUUUCAAAAAACAACAAAUGAUUUCUAGAAACAUCCACACACAAAAACUGUGGUCCCACAAAUUUUCAGUCCUGAACUCUGCAAGAAAAAAUGCACACAACACAUCAUUAUGAACCAGUUCACGCCAGGAUUAUUUUGACAAGAACGGAACGAGGCGCGGGAUUACUUUUCACUCGACCUCAAGCCAGGCGGGUUGAAGCCAUCACCCUCAGGCAGCACACUCAUAUUUCCGGCCUCGCUCACGGGUCGCUGUCAGAUAUUUUCUGCCUCGCUUCCUGUGUGUUUAUCCGUCAUCUGUUCUGAGUACCGCAAAACCUUAGCAUGUAUACAUGUCAUCCGGCGCAAACUGGUUAAAGACUCCGUUGUAGUUAACAAAAACAAAAUGAGGAGCAAGAUGCCUUAUCUCAGGAUAACUGUGCAGGAAAAGCUACUCGUUACCAUAUUGGAUAUUUGGGUGCAUAUUUUGCAUGUAAAAAGUAAACCUUUCGACAGGCAUGAGUCUUCAGUGGAGUGUAACAAACUUCUUGUACAUGUAUUACGAAUGGAUAAUUAUUAAAGUUAUGAAUAAUUCUAUAUUUGCAAGAAGCAGACUAAGUGCUACAACUAAUUUGGUUUGUAAUGAAAGUAUGAAAGUAAUGCUGAGCAUGAAACUAGUAUUAAUCAAGAAAUCAUUGCCAUGUUUAUUUCUUAAUAACGGGUUGUCAGAAGAAAAAGUAUGUGAUGUAACAUCUCCAGUUGGGAAAAAAAGAAACUGAACAAAAUUAUAAGAAUAGGCCAAACUCUAUUUGGAUUGUGCGGCCCGCCCCGUUUACAUCCCUAAUCAGUACAGGGUAUGGGAAUUUCAAUCCAGCAGUGAUCCUCAAAAGAGGGCACUGUUGCCACUUUUGAUCUUCGUUCGUACCCACCUCCUAAAACAGGGCGCUGGGAAGGGCUAAUUUCUUCAGGAUGCAUGACGUGAUUUCUUCGAGCCCUCAUUGGAUUGAAUUUGUUUGAACAAGAACACGGGUCAACACUUACGUGUGCGUGUGACACGUGUAUGCUGAAUAUACGUGCAUUGAUUAAGGCAGCAAGCUUCCCACAGUGCUUUGCAACACCUGUGCUUCCUUCACAAAAUGUUGUGAAGGAGAUUAGCCCUUCCCAGCGUCCUGUUUGGGAGGUGGGUACGAGCGCAAUUUUGAACAAAUCCUAUACAAAUGUUUAUGAACAUGUAUCAAAUGUUCACCUCCUGGAAUGGAGACAACCAUCAGAUGUGUGCAUUCAAUUGUAAGUGUUGGUUUUUCCAAAAUCUUGAAUUUAUAAUACAGCUCAAACACCGGAUUAAAAUAUACUAGCCUCUAAAAGGGAUGUUCUGUUGUUAAGAAUGUGGAUUUGAAUUGUGGACUAUCAAUGCCUUUACUCUGGUUAAAUAAAGCAUGCUGUUAAUGUGAAUUAAUGACAUUUUAUAACAA
Messenger RNA from Patiria miniata (bat star), 3649 nucleotides. RefSeq names its product dolichyldiphosphatase 1-like (gene dolpp1). Gene Ontology annotation, cellular component: endoplasmic reticulum membrane; intracellular membrane-bounded organelle. The record is from RefSeq and is a predicted model, not a curated record. The transcript is spliced from 8 exons. NCBI's taxonomy places the organism in Eukaryota, Metazoa, Echinodermata, Asteroidea, Valvatida, Asterinidae. Gene Ontology annotation, biological process: protein N-linked glycosylation; lipid biosynthetic process. Bases 135 to 872 code for a protein of 245 amino acids. Gene Ontology annotation, molecular function: dolichyldiphosphatase activity.